Molecule: messenger RNA, 1524 nt
Organism: Podospora pseudopauciseta
Lineage: Eukaryota; Fungi; Ascomycota; Sordariomycetes; Sordariales; Podosporaceae
Exons: 2
Coding region: 399-1322 (307 amino acids)
Molecular function (GO): NAD binding; NADP binding; oxidoreductase activity, acting on the CH-OH group of donors, NAD or NADP as acceptor
Source: RefSeq, a predicted model, not a curated record
GAUGACUUCUCAAAAUCAACGAGUUGAGCAAGCCUGGGAAGAUUGCAACCAUGUCAAGCCAGACAGACCUCUCAAACAUGCAAUCGUACCCACUCGCUGAUAUCCAUGAACCAACAGCCUCUCCCCCAUUAGCGAGAAUGACAUGAGCUUGUCAGAUGGAGCAUAAAGCCGAUUGGACUUCCCGGUCCCAAUCGACGGCGGGCCGGUCCUCUAUCUGACCGGAAACCGGAAGAGGGGCAGUUUCCCCACUAACUCUAAGUGGUCCUCAUAGCGAAGAGUAGAAUUAAUAUAUCUUGGAGCACCUUCAACUCUAAUGUGAUAUCUUUGCUUCUAACCGGAAUUCCCCACAGGCUCGACAACACAUCAAACUCACCUACCAGUACCACAUCUAUCUCACAAUGACCCCAACAGUCUUCUGGAUUGGCCUAGGAAACAUGGGCCGAGGCAUGGCCAAAAACCUCGUUCUCAAAGGCCCCCUAGACAACCAACCCCUCCUAGUCCACAACCGCACCAAACAACGCUCCCUCGACCUCGCCUCCCAACUCCCCCCUGGCAAAGUCACCAUCCUCGACUCCAUCUCCUCCGGCGUCCGCCAAGCAGACAUCAUCUUCCUCAUCCUCUCCAAAGACUCGGUUGUCGAAUCCGCCAUCUCCGAAAUCCUAACCCACGACCUCACCGGCAAGCUCAUAAUCGACUGCUCAACAAUCCACCCCACCACCGCAACCCGCAUCGCCAAUUCCAUCACCUCCUGCGGCGCCCAGUUCCUCGCCGCCCCCGUCUUUGGCGCCCCAGCCAUGGCCGACGCGGGACAGCUCAUCGGCGUUCUUGCCGGCCCUUCCGCCUCAGUUGACCGUGCCCGCCCUUACUUCAAGGGCGUGAUAGCCAGAGCAGAAAUCGACAUGUCUGACGAGCCGUACGGGAAAGCCCUUACUCUAAAACUGAUCGGGAAUACUUUUGUCUUCAACAUGGUGGAGCAACUUGCCGAGGGGCAUGUUCUUGCUGAAAAGUCUGGUUUGGGGACCAAGUAUCUGCAUCAGUGGGUGGAACAAAUGUUUCCGGGGCCGUAUGCGGCGUAUUCGACGAGGAUGCUGAGCGGGGAUUACCAUACGAGGGAGGAACCGCUUUUUGCGGUUGAUUUGGCUAGGAAGGACGCGGGGCACGCGUUGAAGCUGGCGGAGGAGGCGGGGGUGAGGAUGAGGAAUUUGGAGGUGGCGGAUGAGCAUUUAAAGGAGGUGAAGGAGUAUGCUGGGGAGAAGGGGGAUAUUGCGGGGAUUUUUGGGGCUGUGAGGAGGGAGGGGGGGUUGGGGUAUGAGAAUUCGUGAUGGGCUAUGUGGGAUUUAAGGGCCACGGUAGUAUUUCACUGUUGGCAGGACGGUGAUGAAGUCUGCGUAGAGUGGAGAGAUGCUAUAUCUUAGAAUAGGGGAGUGCCUAUGGAGAAAGUUGCUCUAAUGCUGUCAAGAUGCUCAAAAAGUGUAAAGAAUGAACUUGGUUAUAUCAAGAACUGGUCCCAAAUUGUUACUUUGC